AUGGAAUUUUUAAAUUAUAAGAAAAGAAGAGUUUUCAAGAAGUUUAUUUUGAUGGGAAAUCUAAACAGUAAUUUAUUGAUUUAAUAACCCUAGAAACAACAAGUAGCACUUAAGCAAGCUAUAAAAUUAAACUUAGAAAAAAUAAACAAAGAUAAUUAUUCUUCUAAACAGAAAAAAGAAUUAUACAAAUGAUUGUAAAUAACAAAGUGAUCAGUCUAAUUGAUCAUAUAGAAAUAAAAGAUAAGCAUUAUUAGGUUAUGGAACAUUAUAUUGGAGGAGAUUUAGAUUUCUAUAUAGAGCUACUACUUUAAGAAAGGAAUAUGUAAUCUCUUUCUGGGUAUUAAGGAAAAGAAUUUCUAAAAUAAUUGCUUAACGGAUUCAAAGGGUUAUAAGAUAUAUUUAUGAUUCAUCAUGACCUAAAACUAAAAAUAUUUUGUUAGAUGAGAGCUUUAUUAGAAUUACAGAUUUAGGUUUUCUCAAAGUUGGUGAAGUUAGAGUAACCUAGGUUGAUACAUCUAACACAAAAGCACUUGAUAUAUUGA
This is a messenger RNA of Paramecium sonneborni, 542 nucleotides long. The record is from the annotation of a GenBank genome assembly. NCBI's taxonomy places the organism in Eukaryota, Ciliophora, Oligohymenophorea, Peniculida, Parameciidae.